Molecule: messenger RNA, 762 nt
Organism: Pieris macdunnoughi
Lineage: Eukaryota; Metazoa; Arthropoda; Insecta; Lepidoptera; Pieridae
Source: the annotation of a GenBank genome assembly
AUGCCACAGAAAUAUAUAGCUAGAUUUGAUAAAUACCUACAGGCUCCAAACUCUACCGGACGACUGACCACGUCAAGGUGGAGCUGGCCAAACAUCAUAAGCAGACCUGCGAGGGGAUCCUCGGGGAAGCCAAUCUGUAGCAGGAGCUCUAUGGAUUUUGCCGCAGCCUUUACAGGACUCACGCCCAUAAACCCCCUGCGCGACCGCGGCGGCAUCUACAUCUACGACGACGUCAGGCGAGCCGAAUUACUAGAAGCCCAUCAGGAGCAGUUCUCGCCGAACCCCGUACGGAGAGUGAUCAUCUCGCUGCCACUAAAGAAGGUUCCCGGACCGGAUGACAUCACCCACCAAGCACUCCGCCACAUACCCGCCGACGACUACGCACCAUGCAGAAUACGAAACUCCGGCGCAGUGAACGCGCCGCCGGAGUGCACCUACGCUACGCUUGGAGACCAUAGACGACUUCCUGGCACGGUCAGCCACGAGCAUGAUCGAGCAGGCGGAAGCGUCCCGCACGUCCUGCACCUUGCACGGCAUGGCACUUCAGGCCUCCCGACACGAGACUUCCAUACCCUCGCGGGUUCCACCACCACCGGACAAGACAUUUGGCGCCGACGCUCCUCGUCUCCACCACACCAAGGGCUAAACGCCAGCCUCAGUGCCGUCCUGCCGCGAACAAACACACCGCGAGCGGAGGCUUUGCCCGAACUGCCCGAUUUCCGCCUAGAAGAGGAGCGGAUAAACACAAGCAAGAAUAGCUAG